AGUUCCAACGGAAAACGAGCACAAGGAAUAUAUGGUGGACCUCGAAACGCCAUCUGGAGAACGAUAAUUCCUUGUAAUUGUGCGUUGCUGUAGAGUUGAAGUAACGUUAUCCCCUGGUAAAUUGUAUUCGAUCGUUCCAACAGUGAUUCAAAAUGGUUUCCUUGAAUCCUGUUAGGAUCCUCAAGAAUGAGGCGGAAGAAGAGAAGGCAGAAAUUGCUAGGCUAAGUUUAUUUGUAGGAGCAAUAGCUAUCGGUGACUUAGUUAAAUCUACGCUUGGACCAAAAGGUAUGGAUAAAAUAUUGGUGGCCCAUGGUAGAUCUGCAGGAGAAGUUCAAGUUACCAAUGAUGGAGCAACUAUUCUUAAAAGUGUUGGUGUGGAUAAUCCAGCUGCUAAAAUUUUGGUGGACAUGUCUCGUGUUCAAGAUGAUGAAUUCGGAGAUGGAACUACAUCUGUAACAGUCCUUGCUGCUGAAUUAUUAAGAGAAGCAGAAAAGUUAAUUGAUCAGAAAAUUCAUCCUCAGACUAUAAUCUCUGGUUGGAGAAAAGCUACUGAAGUAGCUCGAACAGCUUUGUCUAAUGUUGCAACUGAUUACUCUGCACAUCCUGAACGUUUUCACAAAGAGUUAUUAAACAUUUCACGUACAACUUUAAGCUCAAAGAUUUUAGCUCAACAUAAAGAACACUUUAGUAAGCUUGCAUUGGAUGCUGUAUUACGUCUUAAGGGAUCAGGCAACUUAUCAGCUAUUCAAAUCAUUAAAAAACGUGGAGGAACUUUGGCGGAUUCUUAUCUUGAUAGUGGAUUCUUAUUGGAUAAAAAACCUGGAGUGCACCAGCCACAAAAAAUGACUGAUGCAAAAAUACUUAUAGCUAACACACCUAUGGAUACUGAUAAAAUCAAAGUAUUUGGAUCAAGGGUUCGAGUUGAUUCAAUGGCGAAAAUUGCAGAAUUAGAAGCAGCAGAAAAGGAGAAGAUGAAGGAUAAAGUUGAAAAGAUCAUAAAACAUGGCUGCAACGUGUUCAUCAACAGACAAUUAAUUUAUAAUUAUCCAGAACAAUUAUUUGCUGAUGCUAACAUCAUGGCAAUUGAACAUGCAGAUUUUGAUGGUAUCGAAAGACUGGCUCUUGUUACUGGUGGUGAAAUUGUUAGUACUUUUGAUAACCCUGAUGCUGUGAAACUUGGACAAUGUAAACUCAUUGAACAGGUAAUGAUAGGUGAAGAUACACUGUUGAGAUUCUCCGAGGUUCCUUUGGGUGAAGCGUGUACGAUAGUUAUUAGAGGCGCUACGCAGCAAAUCCUCGACGAAGCGGAAAGAUCUUUGCAUGAUGCUCUGUGUGUAUUAUCAGCUACCGUACGUGAAUCUAGAAUCGUUUAUGGUGGAGGAUGUAGUGAAAUGGUGAUGGCUUGUGCCGUAAUGAAAGCAGCGGCAAGUACUCCUGGAAAAGAAGCGGUAGCAAUGGAAUCGUUUGCUCGAGCUUUGCAACAACUACCUACUGUUAUUGCUGAUAAUGGUGGUUAUGAUUCAGCCCAGCUAAUUAGCGAACUUCGGGCUGUACAUAAUUCAGGUGCAAGGACAAUGGGACUUGAUAUGGAGCAGGGAAAAGUUGGAUGUAUGAUUCGACUAGGAAUCACUGAAUCUUGGGUUGUAAAGAGACAAGUUUUACUUAGCGCGGCAGAAGCAGCAGAAAUGAUUUUACGUGUGGAUGAUAUCUUGCGAGCAGCGCCCAGGAAACGUGUCAAGGAUCGUGGACGUUGUUAAUCAUGGAAAAUACGCUGUACUUUUUUCAUUGCUUUAAUUUUGUUUGCACCGCUUCGUAAUAUAAAUUCUUUGAUCAGAUGAUCAACAACUUGAUUUCAAAUAUGAUUCACUUCAUUGAUAAAUGUCAAGGUUAAUUACGAAUUAUUGAUAUUAAUAUACUGAUUAUUCUUCGAUUUUUGCAAGUAUAUGCUGUCAUUCUAUAAUACGAAACGUUUACAUUACCAGUUGGAAAAACAUAUAAAAGGGUUUAUAAAAUAAUGAGAACAACUUGUGAUCAUCAUUUUUAUAUAACAAUACAAUAGGUUUAACAUCAAUAAAUGCUUUAACCUAUACUGUGUUUUUCACUAAACUCUGCACUGGCGACGUAUUUUAUAAAAAAUUAAAAACAUGUAGUUAAUAAUUAACAAAAAUGGUAUUUAUAGAAAACAUGGAAUUAAAAAAUGCAAUUAUUACUGUCUUUACUUUGUAACAAACUAUUAAGUAGUAUUUUUUUUCAAUAAUUCAAAUCGUAAAUAUAAAAUAGUUUGCAAAAUUUAAGCAUCUGAAAUACUGUCAUGAAUGUUUCUAUCUACAGUAUAUUAUACAACCUGAUACUGCACAUAUACUGCAGUUUCAAAAUGGCACCAGACAUUUAAUACACAAGUACUAUGAAAUGGCAAGAUGCUUUCUCAAACACUUUUGAACAUUUUAUUUAAUGAAAGAGCAGACUAAUAAGCCGAAUGCAGUCUACAUUUUAUGCAACAACAAAAUAAUUUGUUGCUUUAAUAUGCAAAUCGUAAUUUUGGAUCAUAUCCAAGUUUGUCAAGGCUUGGAUUACAAGCAAAAUUAAUCAUUGGAGGUGGACCACACAUAAGCACUAAGGUAUCAGAUGAUGGUGGAAACAUGUGUUCUUUUA
Molecule: messenger RNA, 2652 nt
Organism: Nomia melanderi (Alkali bee)
Lineage: Eukaryota; Metazoa; Arthropoda; Insecta; Hymenoptera; Halictidae
Gene: CCT2
Product: chaperonin containing TCP1 subunit 2
Biological process (GO): protein folding
Cellular component (GO): chaperonin-containing T-complex; cytosol
Molecular function (GO): ATP binding; ATP hydrolysis activity; ATP-dependent protein folding chaperone
Source: RefSeq, a predicted model, not a curated record